Molecule: messenger RNA, 2727 nt
Organism: Neurospora tetrasperma FGSC 2508
Lineage: Eukaryota; Fungi; Ascomycota; Sordariomycetes; Sordariales; Sordariaceae
Exons: 5
Coding region: 1-2727 (908 amino acids)
Biological process (GO): transcription initiation at RNA polymerase III promoter
Cellular component (GO): transcription factor TFIIIC complex
Molecular function (GO): histone acetyltransferase activity
Source: RefSeq, a predicted model, not a curated record
AUGAGCGACGAGCCCAAGCCCCAACAAAAGUUUCUCCCUCUGAGGGAGCUCAGUCUAAACUCAAGGCCUUUCGUGAAGCGUGCCAUUGCCUUUUCAUGUGACGGCGAGCUGGCCGUAGCCGCCGACGAUUCCGUCCAUGUCUACGUCCCAGAGUUUCCAGACCUCACUAAACGACGACAGGAGAAGGAGAAGCUGGCUCAAGCACAGGUUCAGCACCAUCAAAUCUUGGUACCUGGCUCGCACACCCCGUCAACGUCCUGGUCUGAUGAUGAGGAAGGCCAGAGCAAAAGCCGGCGCAACAACCCGAGAGCCCAAUUCUCCGAAGGCAGCAAACACAUGCCUGUCUCCUACCCGCCACUAGAUCCACGAAUCAACAGGGAGCUUUUCCAGACGCAGAAUCUUCCGUUUCCUUACGACAAUCAAGCAGCUGCUGGCGGUAACGACGAUGACGACUCUGAUAGUGAGGACAACGUCUCAGAUGCGCUGAGCUCUGCUGCUGACUCUGAUGAUGAUGACGGUGUCGGCGCCCAUCAGCGCGCAAAUCAACCCUUUGGCGCUGGCUUCGGGCCCAUUACUGGCGUGGGCAGUAGCAUGAAUCAUGUUGUGCGGAUAGCCUGGUCGCCCUCCGGGUUGGGACUCAACCGGCGACCCAUACUCGCCAUAUUGACGGGCUCUGGCACAUUGGCCAUGUACGGAGACGACAGCGCUGUGGCCAAUAUUCUACCGAGGGCAAACGAGGGAAUGCUGCAGCGUAGAGAGCUGAUUUCGUGGAGUGUGCUUUGGGGCGUCGGCGAAAGGCUGAUGGUGCCUGGUCAACAACUUGUCUUGACAGAGAACAUCCAUGGGUUUGCGUGGGCAAAAGAGAUUGCACCGGGACAGGCACUUCUCGCUACGAUUAAUGAUCAGAGAGAGGUAGCACUUAUUAGUGUGCAAAGUAUGCUGAAAGUCGACGAAACCAGGAGUAAAAGCAGCAUUUCCUUGCUGGUCGAAUCCAAGGAAAGCUUGGUGUGGAACUAUGUCGGCUUCCGUAAAGUUACGCUUGCCUCUAACUGGAAGCGAGGAGAGCUGCCGGAACUCAAGUCUGAGGAGACGGACACUUACGGCAGAUGCCUACACCUUUCAACAGACUCGUUUGUGGAGUUUGAAGACGCUGUUUGGAAUGCAGGCAGGGUCAAAUACUGUCGUGGCUUCAUCGUCACGGGCUUUGACUACAAGCCAUUUGAGGUAGCUGUCGUUGGCGGUGAGGAAUACAGCUGUGAGUCUCAUGAUUCUAGUGAUUGUGGAACGACAUAUAUGGAUGAAGCUGUUGACCAGCAAUCAACGAAUCCUAUCAUCGACCUCGUCAUCCACCGUCCAGACCUUAAGAAGCAGACACCCGUUCCGCUGUUUACUCUUAUUCGCAUGUCGGCAACCUCUACCAAUCUCGACUGGUAUGAGACGAACGUACCUGCUCUUCCUGGUGAAGUUGCUACGUCGAUCAACGAGGAUAGUGACCUUGUUAAUUCGCCGAGCGAGACUCACGAGCCGCAAUGGGUGACUCAGGUUUUGCAAAAGUUGGCUGUCAGUGUUCCCGCAGACAUGCAUUUUAAGCGGGGUUACGGAGAUGAUGAUGAUGUAUCAGUGGCGUCUGACGAGUCCGAUGAGGACGAAGAUCUGGACGACGAUGACUUUUAUGGCAACGACGAUGAUAACACCAUCGACAUGACCAACAAUGGGAAAGAUGCAAUGGCGGUGGCGCCAGAAGUUCCGGAAAUCCACCCACAUCGGUUUAGACUACACGGUCUCACGGUAUCAUCCGGUGGGAACGUCACGGCCAUGAUUGCCAGUUUACAUAGCACGCAGCACCCGGAGCGCGGCGGUUGGCACACGGUCCGAUCAACUGUGUUUUUCGGAACCAAGCCGCGGAAAAGAGGGGCUACAUUGCCUUACGAUCAGGCCGAUCAAGUGCAAGAGGCGACAGAGAAGGAGAAGGAGAGAGGCGCCGAAGAAGCCAUUGAUCCUGCCCUCCGUGGGCCUGAAAGGCCCUUGACUCCAUCACCGGUGCCGACACGGAACUCUGUCACCAAAUCAGCAGAACCUCAACAAUCCCAGUCUAGGCUGACGACCGAAGCCCGUCUUUUCGAAUGGCUAUACGGCGGCGGCGAUGAAGUUCCCGGCGUAACCAUCAACCAUCCCUCUAACCUCGUUAACCUCAACGCUCCUGAACACCAGUUUCCGCAGAAGCUCAAUACCCUUUUUGCGUACGCCAUAGCCCGCCAGAAAUGUGACCUCUGCGGCGCCAGAAUUUUGCCACCUGUCACCAAAAAGCAGCAACACUCACAGCAACAACAACAAAAAGACAAACGCAGCGGCCUAAGCGGCUGUGAGAACGGCCACUUCUUCAGCGUGUGCACGACAAGUGGACUGGCGAUCCAAAUGCCCGGAAUCACGAGGAACUGCGGCGCUUGUGGAUCGAGGACGAUGCGGGCAGAGAUCUUGGCUCGCAAAUGUAUACCUCCUAAUCCCAAGUUUAGUGAUGAAGAUAAGCAGCCCGAGCAGCAGGUUAAGGACAAAGAUGGCGACGUAGAGAUGCAGGAAGGGGAAGGUGAUGCGGAUGCCCGUCCUCUGACCGAAGAGGAACAGCUGGAUAUUAAGAGGAAGAAUGCUGAGAAGAGGAUCAGGGGAGAGAUCAUCGCCAUGUUGGGUGAUGGGAUCUGUGGUGGGUGUGGUGGCAAGUUCUUGAAUUAG